AGUGCAGAUUCUGGAAUGUGUCUGAGUAAACAGGAAGGACAGGGGGCCCCACGCCCUUCAGGGUGAAUGGGCUGCCUCCCUGUGUCCCCUGCAUUCUAGCAGGUUCUUCCCCCUAGCUUUCCAGGAGGAGCAGCUUGAACAAACAAUGGAGCUGGGGGCCAGGGGCUGUGAGCCCAGAAAGGAGGAGCCACGGUGGAGAAGGAGGCAGUGUUUGGAGGGAAGAGGGACGCUGAGAAGCAUCUCCUUAGCCCCAAACGAGGAAAUCGAGACUGGAGAGUCCAGUUGAAAGAAAAGGACAGUUGCGGGGCCAGCAGGAAAGGCUGUGCUUUCUAAUUAGGAGAACGGAGAAUACAACAAGACUCCCUCAACCUGGGGGGGUUCCCCAUCAGGGGCUCCUGUCCAGCAGCACCUCGGACCCGGCCCUGCGGGAGUGUCCUGGGUCAGUGGGAGGGCGUGGGCUGGGCCUGGGCUCCACGCCCAGAUGACUGGACAGGGGCCACCCGGGCCACAAGCCCAGGCCUGAAAGCGAGGGAAGAACCUCACGUGUUCAGCCAGGCUCCCCUGCUUCCCAUUACUGUGUUUGGGGUGAAAACAGACCAAGUAACUAUGGCAACCUGGAACCUAGGGCCCCCAGGAACUAGGCCUUUCCUCCCUCCAGAGGGCAGCCCUGGCUCUUCUACCAUCACUUCCUGUCCCAAGGUCCCCGGAGCCCUUCCCAGCCUGAUCCAGACAGUGCGUGCAAGGAGAACAAGGAUUCUGCGGGCAGAGCACCUGAGACGGAGUUCCUGUUUUGCCUUUUAUUACCUCCGGAAAGAUGCCCACCCAAUGUUCCCUAACCUCCAACCUGGCCCUUCUGAUGCUGCUGGGCACUGUCACAGCAGGCCCUUUCUCUCCACGUUCCAACGUGACACUCCCAGCCCCACGGCCCCCUCCCCAGCCGGGGGGCCGUACAGUGCAGCCAGAAGGGGGAGGCCCUUCUUCUCGGCUCUACGAGCACACCGUGGAAGGAGGGGAGAAGCAGGUGGUGUUCACCCACCGCAUUAACCUGCCCCCUUCAGCUGGCUGUGGCUGUCCCCCAGGCACUGAGCCCCCUGUCCCUGCUUCAGAGGUGCAGGCCCUGAGGGUCCGAUUGGAGAUCCUGGAGGAGCUGGUGAAGGGGCUCAAGGAACAGUGCACUGGGGGGUGUUGUCCUCCGGCUGCCCAGGCUGGCACAGGCCAGACCGACAUUCGAAGCCUCUGCAGUCUCCAUGGCGUGUUUGACCUGAGCCGCUGUGCCUGCUCCUGCGAGCCAGGCUGGGGUGGGCCCACCUGCUCGGAUCCCGCAGGUGCGGAGGGACCCCCCUCCUCACCACCCUCUGCCCCCGGUUCCUGCCCGGAUGACUGCAAUGAUCAGGGUCGCUGCGUCCGUGGUCGCUGCGUGUGCUUCCCUGGCUACACCGGGCCCAGUUGUAGCUGGCCCUCCUGCCCCGGGGACUGCCACGGCCGCGGGCGCUGCGUGCAGGGCGUGUGCGUGUGCCGCUCGGGCUUCUCCGGGGACGACUGCAGUGUGCGCUCCUGCCCUCGCGGCUGCAGCCAAAGGGGACGCUGCGAGGACGGGCGCUGCGUGUGCAAUCCAGGCUACAGUGGCGAGGACUGUGGGGUGAGGAGCUGCCCCCGAGACUGUAGCCAGAGAGGACGCUGCGAGAAUGGGCGCUGCGUGUGCAACCCCGGUUACACUGGCGACGACUGUGGGGUGAGGAGCUGUCCCCGAGGCUGCAGCCAGAAGGGGCGCUGCGAGGACGGGCGCUGCGUCUGUGACCCGGGCUACGCUGGUGACGACUGCGGCUCGCGGACCUGCCCGUGGGACUGUGGCGAGGGCGGGCGCUGUGUGGACGGCCGCUGCGUGUGCUGGCCCGGGUACGCGGGCGAGGACUGCAGCACGCGGACCUGUCCCCGCGACUGUCGGGGCCGAGGGCGUUGCGAGGAUGGCGAAUGCAUCUGCGAUCCCGGGUACAGUGGGGACGACUGCGGCGUGCGCAGCUGCCCGGGCGACUGCAACCAAAGGGGCCGCUGCGAGGACGGCCGCUGCGUGUGCUGGCCCGGGUACUCGGGGCCCGACUGCGGCGCGCGCGCCUGCCCGCGCGACUGUCGGGGCCGUGGGCGCUGCGAGAACGGCGUAUGCGUGUGCCACGCGGGCUACAGUGGCGAGGACUGCGGCGUGCGCAGCUGUCCCGGGGACUGUCGCGGCCGGGGCCGUUGCGAGAGUGGCCGCUGCGUGUGUUGGCCCGGGUACACAGGCCGGGACUGCGGUACGCGCGCCUGCCCUGGCGACUGUCGCGGGCGCGGGCGCUGCGUAGACGGCCGCUGCGUGUGCAACCCGGGCUUCGCAGGAGAUGACUGCGGGAGCCGUCGGUGUCCCGGGGACUGUCGCGGUCGCGGCCGCUGCGAAGAUGGCGUGUGCUCGUGCGACUUGGGCUACGAGGGCGAAGACUGCGGCACGCGCAGCUGCCCCAGGGGUUGCCAAGGCCGCGGCCAGUGCCUGGAGGGGCGCUGCGUGUGCGACGACGGCUACGAGGGUGAGGACUGCGGCGUGAGACGGUGCCCGCGCGACUGCAACCAGCGGGGCGUGUGCCAGGACGGUGUGUGCACCUGUUGGGAGGGCUUCGCGGGCGAGGACUGCGGCCUCCGUGUCUGCCCCUCCAACUGUCACCGGCGCGGCCGCUGCGAGAACGGGCGCUGCGUGUGCGACUCCGGCUACACAGGCCCCUCCUGCGCCACCCGCACCUGCCCGGCCGACUGCCGGGGCCGUGGUCGCUGUGUGCAGGGCGUGUGCGUGUGCCACGUGGGCUACAGCGGCGAGGACUGUGGGCAGGAAGAGCCUCCUGCCAGCGCCUGCCCCGGGGGCUGCGGGCCACGGGAACUGUGCCGCGCAGGCCAGUGUGUCUGCGUCGAGGGCUUCCGGGGCCCCGACUGCGCCAUCCAGACGUGCCCCGGGGACUGCCGCGGCCGGGGAGAGUGUCAUGAGGGCAGCUGCGUCUGCCAAGACGGCUAUGCAGGGGAAGACUGCGGGGAAGAGGUGCCGGCCAUCGAGGGCAUGAGGAUGCACCUGCUGGAGGAGACAACAGUUCGGACAGAGUGGACCCGGGCUCCCGGCAAUGUGGAUGCCUAUGAAAUCCAGUUCAUCCCAACGACAGAGGGGGCGAGCCCCCCAUUCACAGCACGGGUGCCCAGCUCUUCCUCAGCCUAUGACCAGAGAGGAUUAGCCCCUGGUCAGGAGUACCAGGUCACUGUCCGUGCCCUUCGAGGGACUAGCUGGGGCCCUCCUGCCUCCAAGACCAUCACCACCAUGAUUGACGGCCCCCAGGACCUCCGCGUGGUGGCUGUGACACCAACCACACUGGAGCUCAACUGGCUGCGCCCCCAGGCUGAAGUGGACCGGUUUGUGGUGUCCUACGUCAGUGCUGGCAACCAGAGGGUGCGGCUGGAAGUGCCCUCCGAGGCAGACCGGACGCUGCUGACUGGCCUGAUGCCAGGCGUAGAAUAUGUGGUGACCGUCACUGCCGAGCGGGGCCGGGCAGUAAGCUACCCAGCUUCCAUCAGGGCCAACACAGGGUCCUCCCUCUCAGGCCUCAUGGGGGCCACUGAUGAGCCUCCUCCCUCAGGCCCUUCAACGACUCAAGGGGCUCAGGCCCCUGUCCUGCAGCAGCGCCCCCAGGAGCUGGCCGAGUUGAGGGUGCUGGGCAAAGACAAGACAGGGCGCCUCCGAGUGGCCUGGACCGCCCAGCCUGACACCUUUACCCACUUCCAGCUGCGCCUACGGGUGCCCGAAGGGCCAGGGGCCCAUGAGGAGCUACUGCCAGGGGAUGUCCGUCAGGCUCUGGUGCCCUCACCCCCUCCCGAAUCCCCCUACGAGCUGUCACUUCGUGGGAUCCCUCCCGAUGGCGAGCCCUCUGCCCCUCUCAUCUACCAAGGCAUUAUGGACAAGGAUGGGGAGAAACCUGGGAAGCCCUUGGCCCCACCUCGCCUGGGCAAGCUGACAGUGACAGAUGUGACCUCGGACUCCCUGCUUCUGCACUGGACAGUCCCUGAGGGCGAGUUCGAUUCCUUCGUCAUCCAGUACAAAGACAGGGACAGGCCCCAGGUGGUGCCUGUAGAGGGGCCCCAGCGCUCUGCCCUCAUCUCCAACCUGGACGUCGGCCGCAAGUACAAAUUUGUCCUGUACGGGCUCGUGGGCAAGAAGAGGCACGGCCCCCUGGUGGCUGAAGCCAAGAUCUUGUCUCAGACUGAUCCCAACCCAGUGACUCCACCCCGCCUGGGGAAGCUGUGGGUGACUGAUCCCACCCCAGACUCACUGCACCUCUCCUGGACUGUCCCUGAGGGCCAGUUUGACUCCUUCGUGGUCCAGUACAGGGACAGGGACGGCCGGCCACAGGUGGUGCCCGUGGAAGGACCCGAGCGCUCCAUCAUUAUCUCCCCACUGGACCCUGACCACAAGUACAGAUUCACUCUGUUUGGGAUUGCCAACAAGAAGCGGCACGGCCCCCUCACGGCCGAUGGCACCACCGCCCCAGAGAAGAAAGAGGAGUCCCGCCACCCAGAGCCCCCAGAGCGGCCCCUGCUGGGGGAGCUGACAGUGGCUGGCGCCACUGCAGACUCCCUGCGCCUCUCCUGGACGGUGGCCCAGGGCUCUUUCGACUCCUUCGUGGUCCAGUACAAGGAUGCCCAGGGGCGGCCCCAAGCAGUGCCCGUCAGGGGAGAUGAGAAUGAGGUCGCCAUCCCUGGCCUGGAGCCCGACCGGAAGUAUAAGAUGAACCUCUACGGGCUUCAUGGCAGGCAGCGCAUGGGGCCCGUGUCCGUGGUGGCCACCACAGCCCCCCAGGAAGUCCUGGAUGAGACCCCCAGUGCCACAGAGAUGGAGGAGACCCCCAGCCCCACAGAACCCAGCACAGAGGCCCCAGAGCCCCCCAAGAAGCCCCUCCUGGGGGAGCUGAUGGUGACGGGAUCCUCCCCGGACUCGCUGAGCCUCUCCUGGACCGUCCCCCAGGGCCACUUCGACUCCUUCACCGUCCAGUACAGAGACGGGGACGGGCAACCCAGGGUGGUGAGGGUCCCCGGGAACGAGGACGGGGUCACCAUCUCGGGCCUGGAGCCAGACCACAAGUACAAGAUGAACCUGUACGGCUUCCAUGACCGCCAGCGUGUGGGCCCCGUCUCUGUCAUCGGGGUGACCACUACAGAGGAAGAGACCCCCAGCCCCACAGAGAUGGAGGAGACCCCCAGCCCCACAGAGGUGGAAGAGACCCCCAGCCCCACAGAACCCAGCACAGAGGCCCCAGAGCCCCCCGAGGAGCCCCUCCUGGGGGAGCUGACGGUGACGGGAUCCUCCCCGGACUCGCUGAGCCUCUCCUGGACCGUCCCCCAGGGCUACUUCGACUCCUUCACCAUCCAGUACAAGGGCGGGGACGGGCCCCAGGUGGUGCGUGUCGGGGGCGAGGAGACUGAGGUGACCGUUGGGGGCCUGGAGCCCGGACGCAAGUACAAGAUGAACCUGUACGGCCUGCACGGGGGGCGACGCGUGGGCCCCGCGUCCACCGUAGGCGUGACCGCUCCACAAGCAGAAGAGACUCCUCCGGCUACCGAGCGCCCCAAGGAACCGCGUCUCGGGGAGCUGACAGUGACAGAUGUGACCCCCAACUCCGUGGGCCUCGUGUGGACAGUCCCGGAGGGCCAGUUUGACUCUUUCGUGAUCCAGUAUAAGGACAGGGACGGGCAACCCCACGUGGUCCCUGUGGCCGCAGACCAGCGAGAGGCCACUGUCUCCGGGCUAGAGCCUGAGCACAAAUACAGGAUGAAUAUGUACGGGCUACAUGGUGGGCAGCGCGUGGGCCCCCUCUCCGUGGUGGCCCUGACCGCUCCUGUCCCUCCAGCCCCAGUCACAGAGCCCCCCGUGGAGCCACGCCUGGGGGAGCUGACGGUGACGGACGUGACCCCGGACUCUGUGGGCCUCUCCUGGACUGUCCCCGAGGGCGAAUUCGACUCCUUCUUGGUCCAGUACAAGGACAGGGACGGGCAGCCCCAGGUGGUGCCUGUGGCCGCUGACCAGCGCGAGGUCACCGUCCCCGGCCUGGAGCCCAGUAGGAAAUACAAGUUCCUGCUCUUCGGGAUCCAAGAUGGGAAACGCCGCAGCGCAGUCUCUGUGGAGGCAAAGACAGUCGGCCGAGGUGACGCCAGCCCAGGAGCCCCACCCCGCCUUGGGGAGCUGUGGGUGACAGACCCCACCCCAGACUCACUGCACCUCUCCUGGACGGUCCCUGAGGGCCACUUCGACUCCUUUGUGGUCCAGUUCAAGGACAGGGAUGGGCCUCACGUGGUGUCCGUGGAGGGCCACGAACGCUCGGUCACCAUCAGCCCUCUGGACUCCGGCCGCAAGUACAGAUUCCUAGUCUACGGCCUCCUGGGCAAGAGGCGCCAUGGCCCCCUCACUGCCGAGGGCACCACAGAGACCCGCAGAGCUGUGGCUGAGGCUGGAACAAAGAGUCCUUCAAAACCACGUCUGGGGGAGGAGCUGCAGGUGACCAGUGUGACAUCAGAUUCCGUGGGCCUCUCAUGGACAGUCCCCGAGGGCCACUUCGACUCCUUUGUGAUCCAGUACAGGGACAGAGACGGGCAACCCCAGGUGGUGCCCGUGGAGGGCAGCCACAGGGAGGUCAGUGUCUCGGGCCUGGAUCCUGCCCGCAGGUACAAGCUGCUGCUCUACGGGCUGUCCAGGGACAAGCGAGUGGGUCCCAUCUCCGCCAUCGCCGUGACCGAACCAGCUCCCAGGGAAGAAAUCGAAGCAGAGCCUGCAACCUUUAGUCCUCCAGCAUCUGAGCCCCGUCUGGGGGAGGUGACUCUGGAGGAGGCCACCCCACACAGCCUGCAUCUCUCCUGGAUGGCAACUGAGGGAGAAUUUGACUCCUUCAAGGUCCAAUACACAGACGAGGAUGGGCAACUUCAAGAAGUUAAUGUAGAGGGCAACCAGCAUGACAUCACCAUCUCCGACCUGGAAUCUGACCACAGAUAUCUGGUGAGCCUGUACGGUUUCCACGACGGGCAACCUGUUGGUCCUGCCCACAUCGAGGCCAUGACAGCCCCAAGAGAGGAGGAUGAUGAACCUUCAGAAUCUCUCUCUACCACCCAAACCCCGUCCACCGCGUUCCCUGAGCCUCCCAUCAAGCCCCGCCUCGGGGAGCUGGCGGUGAAGGAUGCCACCCCCGACUCCCUGAGCCUCUCCUGGACCAUCCCUGAGGGCCAGUUUGACCACUUCCUGAUCCAGUUCAAGAACGGGGACGGGCAACCCAAGGCAGUGAGGGUCCCUGGGGAUGAGGACGAGGUCACCAUCUCGGGCCUGGAGCCAGACUACAAGUACAAGAUGAACCUGUACGGCUUCCACGACCGCCAGCGCGUGGGCCCCAUCUCUGUCAUCGGGGUGACCACUGCAGAAGAGGAGACCCCCAGCCCCACAGAACCCAGCACAGAGGCCCCGGAGCCCCCCAAGGAGCCCCUCCUGGAGGAGCUAACGGUGACAGGAUCCUCCCCGGACUCGCUGAGCCUCUCCUGGACCGUCCCCCAGGGCCAUUUUGACUCCUUCACCGUCCAGUACAAGAACGGGGACGGGCAGCCGAAGGUGGUGAGGGUGCCGGGGCAUGACAAUGAGGUCACCAUCUCGGGCCUGGAGCCAGACCACAAGUACAAGAUGAACCUGUAUGGCUUCCACGACCGCCAGCGCGUGGGCCCUGUCUCUGUCAUCGGGGUGACCACUACAGAGGAAGAGACCCCCAGCCCCACAGAGAUGGAGGAGACCCCCAGCCCCACAGAGGUGGAAGAGACCCCCAGCCCCACGGAGCCCAGCACAGAGGCCCCAGAGACCCCUGAGGAGCCCCUCCUGGGGGAGCUGACGGUGACGGGAUCCUCCCCAGACUCGCUGAGCCUCUCCUGGACCGUCCCCCAGGGCCACUUCGACUCCUUCACCGUCCAGUACAAGGGCGGGGACGGGCCCCAGGUAGUGCGUGUCAGGGGCGAGGAGACUGAGGUGACCGUUGGGGGCCUGGAGCCCGGACGCAAGUACAAGAUGAACCUGUACGGCCUGCACGGGGGGCGACGCGUGGGCCCCGCGUCCACCGUGGGCGUGACCGCCCCAGAAGAGGAGCCCCCUGCUAGCCCUCCUUUGAAGCCACAGCUAGGGGAGCUGACUGUGACAGACGCCACCCCCGACUCCCUGAGCCUCUCCUGGACCAUCCCCGAGGGCCAGUUCGACCACUUCUUAGUCCAAUACAAGAAUGGGGACGGGCAGCCCAAGGCGGUGAGGGUGCCCGGGGAUGAGGACGGGGUCACCAUCUCGGGCCUGGAGCCAGACCACAAGUACAAGAUGAAUCUGUACGGCUUCCACGAUCGCCAGCGCGUGGGCCCCGUCUCCACUGUCGGCUUAACUGCCUCAGAAAAAGACCAAGAAAUGACCCCAGCCCCAACAGACCUGCCCACUGUAGCUCCUGAGCCUCCGAUCAAGCCCCGCCUGGGGGAGGUGACUGUGACGGACGCCACCCCCGACUCCCUGAGCCUCUCCUGGACCGUCCCCGAGGGCCAAUUCGACCACUUCCUGAUCCAGUACAAGAAUGGGGACGGGCAGCCCAAGGCGGUGAGGGUGCCCGGGGACGAGGACGGGGUCACCAUCUCGGGCCUGGAGCCAGACUACAAGUACAAGAUGAACCUGUACGGCUUCCACGACCGCCAGCGUGUGGGCCCCAUCUCUGUCAUCGGGGUGACCACUGCAGAGGAAGAGACCCCCAGCCCCACAGAGGUGGAGGAGACCCCCAGCCCCACAGAACCCAGCACAGAGGCCCCGGAGCCCCCCGAGGAGCCCCUCCUGGGGGAGCUGACGGUGACAGGAUCCUCCCCGGACUCGCUGAGCCUCUCCUGGACCAUCCCCCAGGGCCACUUCGACUCCUUCACCGUCCAGUACAAGGGCAGGGACGGGCCCCAGGUGGUGCGUGUCGGGGGCGAGGAGACUGAGGUGACCGUUGGGGGCCUGGAGCCCGGACGCAAGUACAAGAUGAACCUGUAUGGCCUGCACGGGGGGCGGCGCAUGGGCCCCGCGUCCACCGUGGGCAUGACCGACCCUCGGGAGGUUGUGGAAGAGACCCCCAGCCCCACGGAGCCCAGCACAGAGGCCCCAGAGCCCCCCGAGGAGCCCCUCCUGGGGGAGCUGACGGUGACGGGAUCCUCCCCAGACUCGCUGAGCCUCUCCUGGACCGUCCCCCAGGGCCACUUCGACUCCUUCACUGUCCAGUUCAAGGGCAGGGACGGGCCUCAGGUGGUGCGUGUUGGGGGUGAGCAGACUGAGGUGACCGUUGGGGGCUUGGAGCCCGGACGCAAGUACAAGAUGAACCUGUACGGCCUGCACGGGGGGCAGCGCAUGGGCCCCAUGUCCACCGUGGGCGUGACCGCUCCGGACUAUGAUGCCGUGACCACCCAAACCCCCUCCACCGCGGUCCCCGAACCUCCCACCAAGCCCCGCCUGGGGGAGGUGACCGUGACGGAUGCCACCCCUGACUCCCUGAGCCUCUCCUGGACCGUCCCCGAGGGCCAGUUCGACCACUUCCUGAUCCAGUACAAGAACGGGGAUGGGCAGCCCAAGGCAGUGAGGGUGCCCGGGGACGAGGACGGGGUCACCAUCUCGGGCCUGGAGCCAGACCACAAGUACAAGAUGAACCUGUACGGCUUCCACGACCGCCAGCGUGUGGGCCCCGUCUCUGUCAUCGGGGUGACCACUACAGAGGAAGAGACCCCCAGCCCCACAGAGAUGGAGGAGACCCCCAGCCCCACAGAGAUGGAGGAGACCCCCAGCCCCACAGAGGUGGAAGAGACCCCCAGCUCCACAGAGAUGGAAGAGACCCCCAGCCCCACAGAACCCAGCACAGAGGCCCCCGAGCCCCCCGAGGAGCCCCUCCUGGGGGAGCUGACGGUGACGGGAUCCUCCCCGGACUCGCUGAGCCUCUCCUGGACCAUCCCCCAGGGUCACUUCGACUCCUUCACCGUCCAGUACAAGGGCAGGGACGGGCCCCAGGUGGUGCGUGUCGGGGGCGAGGAGACUGAGGUGACCGUUGGGGGCCUGGAGCCCGGACGCAAGUACAAGAUGAACCUGUACGGCCUGCACGGGGGGCGGCGCGUGGGCCCCGCGUCCACCGUGGGCGUGACCGCCUCCCUGACUACAGAGCGCCCCCUGGCACCCCGCCUAGGGGAGCUGGCGGUGGCAGCCGUGACCUCGGACACAGCGCGUCUCUCAUGGACGGUGGAGCAGGGGCCCUUUGACGCCUUCCUGGUCCAGUACAAGGAUGUGCAGGGGCAGCCCCAGGCAGUACCCGUGGCUGGAGACCUCCGAGAGGUCACAGUUUCGAGUCUGGCCCCCGGCCGCAAGUACAAGUUCCUCCUGUUCGGACUCCGGGAUGAGAAACGACACGGCCCAGUCUCUGCAGAUGCAAAGACUCUCCCAGACACGAAACCUGCUCCCCACCUGGGGGAGCUGACAGUGACGGAUGUGACCCCGGACUCCGUGGGCCUCUCCUGGACAGUCCCUGAGGGUGAAUUCGACUCCUUCGUGGUCCAGUACAAGGACAGGGACGGGCAGCCCCGCGUGGUGCCUGUGGCCGCCGACCAGCGCAAGGUCACCAUCCCCGGCCUGGAGCCCAGUAGGAAAUACAAGUUCCUGCUCUAUGGGCUGGUAGGCAGGAAACGACUGGGCCCCAUCUCCGCUGAAGGCAGCACAGCCCCCCUGGAGAAGGAACGACAGCCCCCACCCCGCCUGGGGGAGCUGACAGUGAUGGAUGAGACCCCAAACUCCCUGCGCCUCUCAUGGACGGUGGCCCGGGGCCCCUUUGACUCCUUCGUGGUCCAGUACAGGGGCACAGAUGGGCAGCCCCGGAUGGUGCCUGUGGCCGCAGACCAGAGGGAGUUCACCGUAGAGGGCCUGGAGCCCGGCAGGAAAUACAAGUUUUUGCUCUACGGGCUCCUCCUCGGAGGACAGCGCCUGGGCCCCGCCUCUGUCCUGGGAACGACAGCCCCAGAAGAGGACACACCAGCGCCCUGGCGUGCAGCCACGGAAGCCCCCAAGCCCCCUGAAGGGCCCCGCCUAGGGGUGCUGGCAGUGAGGGAUGUGUCCCCGGACUCCCUGCGCCUCUCCUGGAGCGUGGUCCAGGGCCCCUUUGACUCCUUCGUGGUCCAGUAUCAGGACACAGAUGGGCAGCCCCAGGCCUUGCUCGUGGGGGGCGACCAGAACAAGGUCCUCGUGUCAGGCCUGGAGCCCAGCACCUCCUACGAGUUCUUCCUCUAUGGCCUCCACGAAGGGAAGCGCUUGGGGCCCGUCUCAGCUGAGGGCACCACAGGGCCAGUUCCUGCGGGUCAGACGCCCGGAGAGCCCGGGCCCAGGCUGUCUCACCUGUCGGUGACUGAUGUGACCACGAGUUCACUGCGGCUCAACUGGGAGGCCCCACCUGAGGCCUUUGACUCCUUCCUGCUCCGCUUUGGAGUCCCAUCUCCAAGCACCCUGGAACCGCAACUACGUCCCCUGCUGCAGCGGGAGCUGACGGUGCCAGGGACACGGCGCUCGGCUAUGCUGCGGGACCUGCAUCCAGGGACCCUGUACACCCUUACAUUGUACGGGCUGCGCGGGCCCCACAAGGCCGACAGCAUCCAGGGCACAGCCCGGACCCUCAGCCCAGUUCUGGAGAGCCCCCGCGACCUCCAAUUCAGCGAAAUCAGGGAGACCUCAGCCAGGGUCAGCUGGACACCCCCAACAUCCAGGGUGGACGGCUUCAAAGUUUCCUACCAACUGGCAGAUGGAGGGGAGCCACAGAGUGUGCAGGUGGAUGGCCGGACCCAGAAACUCGAGGGGCUGAUCCCAGGAGCUCAAUAUGAGGUGACUGUGGUCUCUGUCCGUGGCUUUGAGGAAAGUGAGCCUCUCACGGGCUUCCUGACCACAGUUCCUGAUGGCCCCACCCAGCUGCGGGCACUGAACCUGACUGAUGAAUCUGCCCUGCUGCACUGGAAGCCCCCCCAGACCCCGGUGGAUACCUAUGACGUCAAGGUCACAGCCCUAGGGGCCCCUUCCCUCCAGGCCUCAGCCCCUGGGAGUGCCGUGGACUACCCCCUGCAGGGUCUGGUGACCCACACCAACUACACAGCAACCUUGCGUGGCCUUCGGGGCCCCAACUUCACCUCCCCAGCCAGCAUCACCUUCACCACAGGGUUGGAGGCACCCCAGGACUUGGAGGCCAAGGAAGUGACCCCCCGCACAGCCCUGCUCACUUGGACAGCGCCCGAAGUCUCCCCAACUGGUUACCUGCUCAGCUUCAACACCCCAGGGGGACAGACCCAGGAGAUCGUGCUCCCAGGAGGGGUCACCUCUCACCAGCUCCGCGGCCUCUUUCCCUCCACCCCCUACAGCACCUGGCUCCGGGCCAUGUGGGGUGACAGCUUCACUCCCCCCGUGACCACUUCCUUCACCACUGGUGGACUGCGGAUCCCCUUCCCCCGGGACUGUGGGGAGGAGAUGCAGAACGGGGUCAGCACAUCAAGGACCAGCACCAUCUUCCUCAAUGGCAACCGCGAGCAACCUCUGAACGUGUUUUGCGACAUGGAGACCGAUGGGGGUGGCUGGCUGGUAUUCCAGCGCCGCAUGGAUGGAAAAACGGACUUCUGGAGGGACUGGGAGGACUACGCCCAUGGUUUUGGGAACAUCUCUGGGGAGUUCUGGCUGGGCAAUGAGGCCCUGCAUAGCCUGACCAGAGCCGGCGACUACUCCUUGCGCGUGGACCUGCGGGCUGGGGACGAGGCUGUGUUUGCCCAGUACGACUCCUUCCAAGUGGACUCGGCCGAGGAGUACUACCGCCUCCACCUGGAAGGCUACCAUGGCACCGCAGGGGACUCCAUGAGCUACCACAGCGGCAGCGUCUUCUCUGCCCGGGACCGAGACCCCAACAACUUGCUCAUCUCCUGUGCCGUCUCUUACCGAGGGGCCUGGUGGUACAGGAACUGCCACUAUGCCAACCUCAACGGGCUUUAUGGGAGCACAGUGGACCACCAGGGAGUGAGCUGGUACUACUGGAAGGGCUUCGAUUUCUCAGUGCCCUUCACGGAAAUGAAGCUGAGACCAAGAAACUACCGGCCCCCGGGCAGGGGAGGCUGAGCCGCCGCUCACCCCUCCAGCGCCCCACCAUGACUGCCGAGCACUGAGGGGUUGCGCCUAGAGAAGAGCCAGGGGCCACCUUGACCAUCCAGCCACCAGCGGAAGCCUUCUCCACCCGCGAUCUCACAGCACCAUGUUUACAGGGGGGAGGGCAAGGGUUUGCACGGGAGCAAUAAAAGGAGACACCGAGG
Capra hircus (goat) is the source of this 13389-nucleotide messenger RNA. It is a transcript of the gene TNXB, whose product is annotated as tenascin XB. The transcript has 42 exons. The coding region runs from base 815 to 13198 and encodes 4127 amino acids. Gene Ontology annotation, molecular function: protein binding. The record is from RefSeq and is a predicted model, not a curated record. Lineage: Eukaryota; Metazoa; Chordata; Mammalia; Artiodactyla; Bovidae.